AUGGCUGAUACCACCAAAAGUCCAGCUGAGAUGGAGGCACCCAUAGAACCUUCGAUGGCGGAGCUUAGGGCCCUACCGAACAACACCAAUUCAAAUUGGAUCAAGGACAAGGGCCUGAGAAAGUUGAACCUCGGCAUUCUCUUCAUGUACUCUACUGCUUCCUCGGCGGGGUAUAUUGGAAAUUUGGUAAAUAGCUUGUUGGUGCUCCCUGAAUUUGGUGUCAUCGUCGGUGGUCUCAAUCCGAGCAUAGUCGGCUUGAUCAUUGCCGCGAGUUCUUUGGGGGCAUUUAUCUCCUUCGCACCAGCGUCCUACAUCGCUGAUGUGUUCGGGCGCAGGGCCUGUGUCGGAGUUGGGUCCGCUCUGACGAUCGUUGGAGCAAUCAUCGGCGCUGCAAUCCAGGAUCACUGGGCCUUCUUCGGUACCAGGAUUAUAUCGGGCAUUGGUAUGGGUAUCGCCCAGACUGCGGCUCCUCUCCUGGCAACCGAGAUCGCCCAUCCACGCCAACGCCAGACUGCCACGGCACUUUACAAUGCAUCUUGGUGCUUGGGCGCUAUUGGAUCAGCAGCAGCUACCUAUGCAACGAUUGGAUUAGGUAACAGCUGGUCGUGGCGAGUUCCUUGCCUGCUGCAGAUAUCGUAUCCCUUGUUUCAAAUAUUGGGGGUGCUUUUCAUCGUGCCCGAGAGCCCAAGGUGGCUUGUGUCGAAGGACCGGAAGGAUGAAGCACUGGCUAUAUUAGAGACAUACCAUGCCAAUGGUAGUACAAAUGACGAGUUGGUGCAGCAUGAGUUCCAACUGAUUUGCACCACGAUUACCGCCGAGAUGAACAACACGAAGGGUUGGAGCGCGUUCUUCAAGUCCAAGGGAGAUAUUCACCGGUUAUCCAUCUGUGUGCUGGUUGGACUGAUGCAAGAAUGGGCUGGAAAUGGCAUUCUGUCGUACUAUCUCCCGCCGAUUCUCGGGUCAGUGGGCAUCACCAAAGCCGCAGACCAAGCUGCGGUCAAUGUGAGCCUGCAAGCCUGGAACUUUUUGUUGUCAGCGGCCGGUGCGGUUGCUUCAGAGCGAUACGGUCGCCGUCUUCUUUGGCUCCUCUCCACAAGCCUAAUGAUCGUCUUCCUGUCAUCGUCCACUUUGGCCGCUGGUCUGCAUGACGAAAAGCAUAUUUCUUCUGCUGGUUUAGCCACAGUUCCUCUCCUUUUCCUGUUUUUCGGAUCAUUUGACAUUGCUUAUGCCCCCCUGUUCAUCUCGUAUCCCGCUGAAAUCCUACCGUUCCAGCUGCGUGCCAAGGGCAUUGCUGUGACCCUCUCUGUGGAUGCUGUGGCGUGUUUCUUCAACCAAUAUGUUAACCCGGUGGCAUUCACAGCCAUCCAGUGGAGAUAUUACUGUGUCUUUAUCGGAUGUUUGGUUGCAUUCUGGGCUUUCAUCUACUUCCUCUUCCCCGAGACGAAGGGUCGGUCAUUGGAAGAGGUCGCGAUGAUUUUCGACCGCAAAGAGGAGCCCGACACAGAAGAAAAGAAGAAGUCAAAGACAUAG
Messenger RNA from Penicillium salamii, 1530 nucleotides. The record is from the annotation of a GenBank genome assembly. NCBI's taxonomy places the organism in Eukaryota, Fungi, Ascomycota, Eurotiomycetes, Eurotiales, Aspergillaceae.